ACUUGCAAUCGGCCAUUUUGUGAGUGUGUGCUGGAUCGGGAUAUUUGUGUUAAGAAGCUUUUCCAGUAAAACCGAAUGAUUUAGUUUACGAGACGGACUCGCUUUACUUUUAUUACAUGUGCUAAGAGUGCGGGUUAUCCGUAGACUUCACGUAGAUUUGUACGAUGGAGGAAAGGGCGUCGUUGAAAGAACUCGACCAGUGGAUAGAACAAUUAAAUAACUGCCAACAACUAACAGAAAGCCAAGUAAAAUCUCUGUGCGACAAGGCAAAAGAAAUCUUAGCUAAAGAAUCUAAUGUACAAGAAGUAAAAUGUCCUGUAACAGUAUGUGGAGAUGUACAUGGACAGUUUCAUGAUUUAAUGGAACUGUUCAGAAUAGGAGGCAAAUCUCCAGAUACAAAUUAUCUUUUUAUGGGUGACUAUGUAGACCGUGGUUAUUAUUCCGUUGAAACUGUUACCUUGCUUGUUGCACUCAAGGUCAGAUAUAGAGAAAGAAUAACUAUUUUAAGAGGUAAUCAUGAAUCAAGACAAAUCACACAGGUAUAUGGAUUUUAUGAUGAAUGUUUACGUAAAUAUGGCAAUGCCAAUGUAUGGAAAUUCUUUACGGAUUUAUUUGAUUAUUUACCAUUAACUGCACUGGUGGAUGGUCAAAUAUUUUGUUUACAUGGUGGUUUAUCACCAUCGAUCGAUACUUUAGAUCAUAUACGUGCCCUAGAUCGUCUUCAAGAAGUGCCACAUGAGGGUCCCAUGUGUGAUCUUUUGUGGUCAGAUCCAGAUGAUAGAGGAGGGUGGGGUAUUUCUCCUCGUGGAGCAGGAUAUACUUUUGGACAAGACAUUUCAGAAACUUUUAAUCAUUCUAAUGGCCUGACAUUAGUAUCACGAGCACAUCAAUUAGUUAUGGAGGGUUACAAUUGGUGUCAUGAUCGUAAUGUUGUAACUAUUUUCUCAGCACCUAAUUAUUGCUAUCGUUGUGGAAAUCAAGCUGCAAUUAUGGAAUUAGAUGAUGCUUUAAAAUAUUCAUUCCUUCAAUUUGACCCAGCUCCAAGACGCGGUGAACCACAUGUUACUAGGCGGACACCAGACUAUUUCUUGUAAAGUGUCAAACCCCUGAGUUAUCUAUUAAGGUAGGGGUAUGGAAAUGAUUCAGACUUUAUAGCAAUGCCACUGAACAUAAUUUAUGAUAGAACAUCAAUAAAAGUGUGAGGUUCCAACUAUCCUUACACAUUACAUUAUAGUCUCAAGUAUUAUAUCAUGACUCACUUUGUGGUGUCUUGUUGAGAGACGGAACACACAACCGAGUAUUUUGCGUGUGUCCCACACCAUACAUGUAGACACAACAUUAAUUGUAUACAAAUAGAGAAAAAACAAACAAUAAUGUACACACCUACCAAUUAAAAUUCACGUAUCGCAUUGAGUUCUACAACUUUCAUUGUAUUGCUUGUAUUUUUAUUAUCAAGAAACAAAACAAAAGAAAUGAACAUAAUAAGUAGUGCGAACAAAAAUAUGUGUAUGAUACGGUUUUGAAACCUUGAACAAAUAUUAAUUUAUUGAAAAACUUUUUAUACGGGCAAAAUUAUUUGUUGCGUGUACUGGAUAGAAAUAAUGUUGUUUAAGGUUUUAAAAAGUGUAUCAAAAUGAUAAUAGUUUAUAUUUAAGAGAGUGUCACAUAAUUAUUAGUGUGAAUGGAGCAUGAAAUGUUCCACUUAAAGGAAAUAAAAAGAGGGUUGAUGCAACAGUAAAAUUCGGCAUAUACAAAUUGUGCCAUAUAAACAAUUCAAUAAAUUCUUUAGUGAAUUUUGUUAAUGAUUGUAAUAUAGCAUUACACAUAAUAAUUCAUCAGAAUCAUAGCAGUCAAUAAUUUUGCUUAUAGUAUUGAUGUUGUUUCAUUAAAUAGAUCAAAAUAUAAUUUGUAUAAGUCA
This is a messenger RNA of Eufriesea mexicana, 1918 nucleotides long. It is a transcript of the gene mts, whose product is annotated as protein phosphatase 2 catalytic subunit mts. NCBI's taxonomy places the organism in Eukaryota, Metazoa, Arthropoda, Insecta, Hymenoptera, Apidae. The transcript is spliced from 6 exons. Gene Ontology annotation, molecular function: protein serine/threonine phosphatase activity. The record is from RefSeq and is a predicted model, not a curated record. The coding region runs from base 165 to 1094 and encodes 309 amino acids.